UGCCAAAAGAGAGAACUUUUUUGCUUUUUGAGCCUUUUUGUCACAUUUUUCUGUACACUUAUCAUAUGCCCACAUCCACAUCUACAUUUCCCUCCUCUCAUCCUCCUCCCUCUCUGUCACUCUAACUCUAUCCAUCUCAACACUAAAAAAAGUUCAACAAACCUCCAUCUUCUAGGGUUUCUUUCUUUCUUAAAUUAUUAUCCAAAACCUCUUCUUCAAUACUCAGCCUUUUUCUCUUCGGUUUUGGAAAGAAAUUCACCACAUUUGGCAGUCCCUGAAGGAGCUACUCUUUGGUCUGAAAAUUUGAACUCGGAGAGAUCUGAAAAGUCAAUUGCAAAGAUGGGUUUCAUGUGUGAUUUUUGUGGGGAUCAGAGGUCAAUGGUUUACUGCCGAUCUGACGCUGCGUGUUUGUGCUUAUCAUGUGAUCGUAAUGUCCAUUCUGCUAACGCCUUGUCGAGGCGACAUACAAGAACAUUGUUGUGUGAAAGAUGCCAUUUGCAACCCUCCACGGUAAGGUGUAUUGAAGAGAGAGUUUCUCUGUGUCAAAAUUGUGACUGGACUGGUCAUGGCACAUCUACCCUUGCUUCAUCAUCACACAAGAGGCAAACCAUCAAUUGUUACUCUGGUUGUCCAUCGGCUGCAGAACUUUCUUGCAUCUGGUCUUUUGUUUUGGAUGUUCCAUCCGUAAAUGAUGCUUGUGAGAAAGAACUGGGAUUGAUGAGCAUUGCUGAGACUGACUUGACGGGCGCCUGGAGCCUUUCGGAGAACAACGCUGGUCAAAGAAUGCCCCGGUCAACUGAAGCCAGUGAUGUUUGUAGCAGAGAAAAGUCAAAUGUUUUGGUUGGAUCAUCUUCACUCUUUGGCUCUAGGCCUCACACUUCAGAUCAGUCAGUCGAAUUGGAUAAUGUGGCUUUACCCAAGGAUCUUUUGAGGCAUCACAUUUUUGGCAUGCAGUUUUGCUGUCCUGGAACAAAAGUUGCUGAAUUCUGCGGUGAGGAUGCCGAUCUUUACAAGGAGUUUGAUAUGGAUGAAAUGGAUUUGAAUCUUGAAAAUUAUGAGGACCUAUUUAGCAUGAGCCUUAAUCAUUCUGAAGAGUUUUUCGAGAAUGGUGGAAUUGAUAGCUUUUUUGAGGCAAAAGGCCUGUCUUUUGAAGAUUCAGUUUCCCACAGUGCUGUUGCUGCAGAGGGUUCUUCCGUGGGAGUGGUCCAACAAAUGCAGCCAGCUUACAGCAAUGGUGCCUCUGCUGACUCAGUGAUGAGUACUAAAACCGAACCCAUUCUCUGUUUCAAUUCAAGGCAAGCCCAGUCGGGUAUGUCGUUUUCUGGCCUUACUGGUGAGAGUAGUGCUGGUGAUCAUCAAGACUGUGGAGCCUCUUCAAUGUUUCUAAUGGGUGAGCCUCCAUGGUGUGCACCUAGCACUGAAAGUUCCUUCCCAUCUACUGAUCGCAAUAGUGCUGUUCAGCGUUAUAAGGAGAAAAAGAAGACGCGCAAGUUUGAGAAAACAGUGAGAUACGCCACUCGCAAAGCGAGAGCCGAUGUCAGAAGGCGUGUGAAGGGACGGUUUGUGAAGGCUGGAGAGGCGUAUGAUUACGACCCACUGAACCAGGCUAGAAGCUGCUGAGUACAAUUUUUAACUAUGCUUUACAAAAAGGAAGGAAUCAUUCUGAUGUUUUCUUGGAAAGAUGCAUUCUUUAUUUAUCUAACCAAGUGAAUGAUUUCGAUGCAUGAUGAUAAGCUGUCUGAUUAUAUCACAGGAAGGUUCCAUAUCACCCGAAGAUGAAAGAUGGAUUCGAAAAGGCGGAGUACACAGAAGAUUCAACAACUAAAAUUUCCAGGGCAGAUCGAAAAAGGGUGUAUGAUCAGAGCUUCAAUUUGACAUCCCGUCCAAUAAUACAGAAAACAGAAGAUUGCUCCAAGAUUUGAGUGGUAGUUGCCAUAAAGGCCAGCUCCUCUACAAAUAUUUGUUUACUGAUCCUUGUUGGUCAGAAACUACACUUACCUGACUAUUCUUUUUCUUUCUUUCUUUUUUGUUGAUCUGAAACCUGGCUUGUUGGGUGACGAAACCACCAUUGCCAAAAUAUUAUUUUGUCUGUAUAUAGCACAGUCGCCAUAUUUUACAACACAUGAAGAUGAGUUGAGUUUAGUAGUAGUAGAUUAUGGUUUCUUCCAAGGUUGAACCUAAAGAUUUUCUCCUCUUUCCCACUUGUAAAUGUAAGAUGAUAAAUUGCAUGUCCAGUUGAGAGAGAUUUGAUAAUUAUACUCGUACUUUGUAAA
Messenger RNA from Cucumis melo (muskmelon), 2273 nucleotides. RefSeq names its product zinc finger protein CONSTANS-LIKE 9-like. The coding region runs from base 340 to 1620 and encodes 426 amino acids. The transcript has 5 exons. The record is from RefSeq and is a predicted model, not a curated record. Gene Ontology annotation, molecular function: zinc ion binding; protein binding. NCBI's taxonomy places the organism in Eukaryota, Viridiplantae, Streptophyta, Magnoliopsida, Cucurbitales, Cucurbitaceae.